AUGACUGUCCUUUUCUUAUGCAAUUCUACAGGAACUGAAAAGAAGGCAUACGUGAUUGGAAAAUUCAAAAAUCCGCGUUGUUUCAAGAAAGCUCGACCCCCGUUGCCAUACUACAGCAGCGUAAACGCAUGGAUGACCAGUUGGAUUUGGUCGGAUAUUUUGCAAAAAUUCGAUCAAGAAUUAGGUAAACGAAAAAAUCUUCUUUUCGCUGAUAACGCCUCCUUUCACAAGAUCAAUGAAACGUUGAAGAACAUAAAAAUCAUUUGUAUGCUGCCGAACACAACAUCCCUGAUCCAACCUUUGGAUCGAGGCAUCAUUCGUACGACGAAGAUGCAUCAUCCUACUCAAGUUAUGAGAGAAAUGCUUCAAGCGGUCAAUGAUGGCACGUCGAUAAUCGAUUAUGCUAAAUCGAUCGCUAUUUUCGAAGCCUUACCUCUNCUAAAUCGAUCGAUAUUUUAA
This is a messenger RNA of Adineta ricciae, 459 nucleotides long. The record is from the annotation of a GenBank genome assembly. NCBI's taxonomy places the organism in Eukaryota, Metazoa, Rotifera, Eurotatoria, Adinetida, Adinetidae.